Messenger RNA from Mesocestoides corti, 459 nucleotides. Lineage: Eukaryota; Metazoa; Platyhelminthes; Cestoda; Cyclophyllidea; Mesocestoididae. The record is from the annotation of a GenBank genome assembly.
AUGGUCUUCUCUAUUGUUACAGGCAAACGCAGCAAAUUUGGCGACGCAGGUGAGAUGAGUGACAAGGGGAUGGAACAAUUACUCGAGCGGCUAGUGUCAAUGCUUGCAGAUCGCCAGUCGUCUCAGGCGGCUUCCGCCAGUACGCCGUCAAUUGAUGGCCUCACCAACAGUAUCUCGGAGUUUUCCUAUGAUCCGGAGAGCGGUGUAACGUUUGAGUCCUGGUAUCGGCGUUACGAUGACCUGUUCCGAGUCGAUCUCGCAUUCCAGAAUGACGCAUGGAAAGUCAGACUCCUUACCCGCAAACUGGGCCCAGCUGAAUUGAAGAGAUACACCGACACGAUCAUUCCGAAGUCCUCUCUCGACUUCACUUUGAAGAAACCGUUCGAAAUCUCAGGAGCAUGUUUGGAGAACGCACCUCCUUAUUCAGUACCCGGUAUAAAUGUCUCAAACUCGCAAUAG